Molecule: messenger RNA, 1980 nt
Organism: Brassica oleracea var. oleracea
Lineage: Eukaryota; Viridiplantae; Streptophyta; Magnoliopsida; Brassicales; Brassicaceae
Product: protein trichome birefringence-like 8
Exons: 10
Cellular component (GO): Golgi apparatus
Molecular function (GO): O-acetyltransferase activity
Source: RefSeq, a predicted model, not a curated record
AUGGAAACUCACCACGAUCGACGACUCUCUUGCUCCGAAUGGCGUCUUUUCCAUCUUCUCUCGUCUCCGCACGGAAAUCGAAGAAAGAUUUCUCUAUCGGCUAUUGUGGAGAAGAAGAAGUCUCCCAAGAGACUUGUCGUCGAUGAAGCCAUCAAUGAUGAUAACUUCGUUGCAUCUCUCCACCCUGCCACCAUGGAGAAGCUCAAGUUCUUCCGAUGUGAUACCAUUAUCAUCAAGAUUGGCGCAUGGCUAAACACAAGCAAAGACCCUAUUGUAAGCAAUGAGCAGAAAGCCGGUACCUUCUGGAAACGCAUAGCAGCUUACUAUGCAGCUAGUCCAAAGGUGGAAAGAGGUCAAAAACGAGAGGCCAUUCAGUGUAAGCAAAGGUGGCAGAAGAUGAACGAUCUUGAGCUGAAAAACGAUCAGAAAUGGAGUGCCCUUGCAAGUGCUAAGCUUGAUGGACCACAAACAUCAAGCGCUAAGAAGAGAAGGUGUGAGGAUGGAGGGGAAGAGGCUAUCUCUCAGGCAACUACGAAUGAUGAUCACCCCACCAAACGUCCUGUUAGUGUUAAGGCAGCUAAAGGAGCAGGUGGUAAGAGAAACGUAGUUGAUCAACUGGGUGUCUCGGAGUAUCAGCGCAUGUGGUCUAUCAAAGAGCAAGACUUGGCGGCUAAAGAAAGACUUAAGAUGGGUCUGCUCCAGAGUCUCAUUGAUAAAAACGAGCCAGAUCUCAAUUUUGUUCCAUGCUCGGUUAUGUGUCUUAAGUUGUUUGAACUCUAUGUUAAAUGCUCUGUGUUUUAUUUCAAUAGAGGAUGUCACGAGGCCGUAUGUGACCAGAGAGGAUGUCGCGAGAGGCCGUAUGUGACCAGAGAGGAUGUUACGAGAAGGAAGUCACAAGCGUUGUCUGGAAAAGGAAGGAACCAAGAAAUAACGAGGUAUGUAGUCGACUAUUCAUACGGUAAAUGGGUUCUUAGACGAAAAUGUGACGUUCACGAAACCUAUUACGGAGAAGAGUGUCGGUUUCUGGAUUCUGGUUUUCGUUGUCUGAAUAACGGUAGAAAAGAGUCUGGUUUUCGACAAUGGCGAUGGCAACCACACGGCUGCUGCGAUCUUACUAGAUUCAACGUAAGUGAUUUUCUGGAGAGGAGUCGGAAUAGGAGGAUAGUGUCUGUCGGAGAUGCCAUCGGAAGAAACCAAUGGGAGUCUCUUUUGUGUAUGCUUUCACAAGCUGCUUCUAACGAAUCUGAGAUAUAUGAAGUUAAUGGGAACCCUAUAACCAAGCACAAGGGUUUCCUUUCGAUGCGGUUUCCAGAACAUAACCUAACCGUUGAGUAUCAUAGAACCCCGUUUCUUGUCGUGAUUGGUCGGCCACCUGAGAACUCACCGGAAGAUGUCAGAAUGACGGUUAGAGUCGAUGAGUUUAACUGGCAGUCAAAAAGAUGGGCCGGGUCUGAUGUUUUGGUCUUUAACACAGGACAUUGGUGGAACGAGGACAAAACCUUUAACGCAGGUGUCUUUUUUCAGGAGGGAGGUAAGUUAAACAAGACAAUGAGUGUAAUGGAGGGGUUUGAGAAGUCUUUAAAGACAUGAAAGUCAUGGGUUUUAGAGAGACUAGACCCCAAGAAUAGUUAUAUCUUCUUCAGAAGCCUUUCUCCUGUGCAUUAUAGGAAUGGGACAUGGAACUUGGGUGGUUUGUGUGAUGCAGAGACAGAGCCAGAGAUUGAUAUGAAGAAGAUGGAAUCUGAUCCUGUCCACAACAGUUAUAUCUCUAAAGUAUUGCAAGAAAUGAGAUAUGAAUAUUGAAGGGUUAAGUUUAUGAACAUUACAUAUCUGGCUGAGUUCAGGAAAGAUGGUCAUCCUUCAAGGUAUCGUGGUCCGGAUGUUCCUGAAAAUGCUCCUCAAGAUUGUAGUCACUGGUGCUUGCAUGAGAAUGAGAUUCUCUAUGCGCAGCUAUUGGCAAUGAAUUACCAAACAAAAUGA